CCGCCGCACGUUUCCCUUCCUCGCACACUUCUGCCUCUCUCUCUCUCUCUGACUCUCUCUCUGGAAUUCUUACCUUUCUACACAUUUGAAUCCCCUGAUACCUACACGCCUGAAACAUUUAGUCCAUACCCGCAAUUUUCGGAUCAAAUUUUCAACCCGAAUUGGAAACUGAUCUGGUUGUACCCAGCAAUUUUGGUUACCUAAUACUCUGAUUUCCCCCUAUUCUACUCAGAGAAUGCCCCCUGACUCGUCGUCUGAACCGGACCCGGAGGAUUCUGACACCGAGUUCGUCGAGAUCGACCCGUCCGGUCGAUAUGGUCGGUAUAAAGAGGUUCUUGGUAAAGGGGCGUUCAAAAAGGUAUAUAGAGCAUUUGAUGAAUUGGAAGGAAUUGAAGUAGCUUGGAAUCAAGUUAAGGUCGCAGAUCUCUUGCGGAAUUCUGAGGACUUGGAUCGACUGUAUUCAGAAGUUAAUUUGCUCAAGACUCUCAAGCACAAGAAUAUCAUCAAAUUUUACAACUCAUGGGUGGACAAGAAAAGGGAUAAUAUCAACUUCAUUACCGAGAUUUUCACUUCUGGGACAUUGCGGCAAUAUCGGAAGAAACACAAGCACGUUGAUGUAAGGGCGUUGAAGAAAUGGUCCAGGCAGAUCUUGGAGGGCCUUUUCUAUCUUCAUAGCCACGACCCGCCUGUAAUCCAUCGCGACCUAAAGUGUGAUAAUAUUUUCGUGAAUGGAAACCAAGGUGAGGUGAAGAUUGGAGACUUGGGACUCGCUGCAAUUCUUCAUCAGGCUCGAUCAGCUCAUAGUGUCAUUGGUACUCCCGAGUUCAUGGCACCAGAGCUUUAUGAGGAGGAAUACAAUGAGCUAGUAGAUAUUUAUGCAUUUGGUAUGUGCUUGCUGGAACUGGUGACCUUUGAGUACCCGUAUGUUGAAUGUUCGAAUGCUGCUCAAAUAUACAAGAAAGUGACAUCAGGAAUUAAGCCAGCAGCAUUGGCAAAAGUAAAGGAUCCUGGAGUCAGAGCUUUUAUAGAAAAAUGUAUUGCUGAAGUCUCUGACCGGUUGCCUGCAAAGGAACUUCUUAUGGAUCCUUUUCUCCAGUUUAAUGAAGAUAGUGAAAUAAUUGGCCAACCCCUACCACUGUAUGCUGAUAAUGCAGAUUUGAAGGACCCUGUGCCAGAGGGAAGUCGAGACUUCACUGUAGAGGGUCAAAGGAAGGACAUGAACACUAUAUUUCUGAAACUAAGAAUAGCAGAUUCCACAGGUCAUUUUCGGAAUAUCCACUUCCCAUUUGAUACUGAGUUCGAUACAACGCUCACUGUUGCAAGUGAAAUGGUUGAGGAGCUGGACCUAACGGAUCAAGAUGUAUCAACUAUUGCUUCGAUGAUUGACUCAGAAAUUCGUUCUUAUAUCCCUGACUGGGCACCCGCAGAACUUUCUGUCAAUGAUGUCAGUAAUCAAGUUGCAGUAUCUGACAUCAGUUAUUCUGAAGCUAAGAAUGAUGCCUCUCAUUUGACAAGUGAUUUUACUACCCCUUCUGUUAAUCUUGUGUUGGAACGUCUUCCUUCUGGUCGGAAGUACUGGUCAGAUUCACCCAAAGGGGUAGAUGGUAAUUCUCCCAUAAAGUUUGACCCUUUGAACUUGUCUCUUGAAGAUUCACAAACCACUGGGCAUACUGGGAUUGGUGAAAAUGAACAAUGUCCUAGUGACUUUAGACAUGGGGAUUCAAAUUAUGUUUCACUUGAACCGCAAGAGGAUGAGUAUAUGGUCCAUGAUAAUUGGAACAAAAAAGAAACUGCUUUGUCCACUAUUUCACCAUUUGACGAAAGUAACAGCAAUAGAGAUUUUCUUUUUGGCAAUGGACCACGUGCAUUGGGAGGGAACAAUGAAACAUUAAGUGAUGUUGACUCGGAUGAUGUUAGAAUCAUUGUGGAGAAACUUGAGCAUCUGUUGACUGAACAGCAACAAGAGCUAGAUGAACUGAAGAGGAAGCAUGAGUUGGCUGUAUUAGAUCUCUUGAAGGAAAAUCCUCCAGCAAUACGUCACCAAGUAAUAAAAAUUUGUAAGCUGAAGAUUUCUGACUACAAAAUGCAUACUUAGAUGCACUGCAUAGCUGGGAAUUCUGCUAAUUAAGGGUCCUUUUCAAAGAUGGAAGUUUUGACAUGUGGAUACUUAAUCGAAUGUUGCAAUCACCCUACUCAUGCUCAAAAGUUGAUAUUCCACAAAUCCUAGAUAUUUCCACGGUGGCAAAGUUGGGAGGAGUUGGUGGCUGAAAACUAUAUAUUUGGAUCGACAUAUAAAGAAGUUUGUAAAGGAACACACCACAUUUGGCAUGGGUAUUGCUGUGAUUUUGGGAGUGUACCAUGAUGUAAAUUAUAGCGUGGGGAGAAAUUUUAUGCUUGUGCUAAUCUUGCUUGAUAAAUCUCUUUCAUAGGAAGCAGCAUGAUCCUCUUCGUGGAAAGGCCAGACAAUUGCAUGCCGCUGCCGAGGUGAGAUAUUUUCGCCCAAUGCCAUAAAUUUCAUCUGCAUUUUGCACAUUUAGUUGUCAUCCAUACACAAGGAUAAUGUGUUUGUACAUUUAUUCAUAGUUUAUACGAGUCGUCAAAUUUUGAAGAAGUUUAUAUUUGUACAUAUGGUUCAUAGUCCUUGUAUUAGCAACAGGAAACGCUGAUUUCCUUCAAAAUUUUGCCUGCUGACAUAAAUUAAGUUUUGAACUUUGUGGUAUUUCAUUUGUUUUCCCUGUGGAGGGCAUGUGUUCUUUAGACCGGUUAACCAUAGUUGUACCCACCUUUCUCUUUAGAAUGCAAUCACAUUUUUGUUUU
Molecule: messenger RNA, 2817 nt
Organism: Rhododendron vialii
Lineage: Eukaryota; Viridiplantae; Streptophyta; Magnoliopsida; Ericales; Ericaceae
Product: probable serine/threonine-protein kinase WNK3
Exons: 8
Coding region: 236-2095 (619 amino acids)
Biological process (GO): intracellular signal transduction; protein phosphorylation
Cellular component (GO): cytoplasm
Molecular function (GO): ATP binding; protein serine/threonine kinase activity
Source: RefSeq, a predicted model, not a curated record